GCAAAAAAAUAAGUGUAUUUAAAAGCUCCCUUAAAAAGGUCUGACCGUCAUACAUCCACCAACAAAGCAUCAUAAUUCUAUAUAUUAUUCUUCACUCACGUUUACCCUCAUAAGAAACCCUAAACGCUUUUCGAUUUCCCCCAAAUUAUUUUCUCGAGAAACAAACGACUUAACCCAUGGGUUCCAAAUCCAAGAACGAUAACCCCCUCGGUGGCGAUGGAGCUAGCCCCGGGAAGAUUUUUAUCGGAGGUUUGGCCAAAGAUACAACCUUUGCUCAAUUUAAUAAGCACUUUGGAAAGUAUGGGGAGAUAAUCGAUUCUGUAAUUAUGAAAGAUCGAUACACGGGUCAGCCUCGUGGCUUUGGAUUUAUUACAUAUGCUGAUCCAUCUGUUGUGGACAAGGUCAUUGAGGAUGACCAUGUCAUCAAUGGAAAACAGGUUGAAAUAAAGAGGACAAUUCCAAAAGGCUCUAGUCAGUCAAAGGAUUUUAAGACGAAAAAGAUAUUUGUUGGUGGUAUACCAUCCUCGACCACAGAAGAUGAAUUUAGGAGUUUCUUCUCCAAAUAUGGGAAUGUGAUCGAACACCAGAUUAUUCGUGAUCAUGCAACCAAUAGGUCUCGUGGCUUUGGCUUUAUAAUUUUUGACAGUGAAGAAGUUGUAGAUGAUAUGUUAUCAAAAGGAAAUAUGAUUGAUAUGGAAGGUACCCAGGUGGAGAUCAAGAAAGCUGAACCAAAGAAAGCCUCAAACCCACCACCUGCUCCCGCAUAUGGUAGCAACUCUAGGGGUCGUUCUUAUGAUGACGGCUUUGGUGGAUAUGGUGGUUCAUAUGGGGGUUUUGAUGAAGGGUUUGGUCCAGGUCCUUAUAGGAAUCCUGGGAGUCUUGGUGGUAGAUUCAGUGGUGGUUAUGGGUAUGGUAGUGGUGGUGGUGAAUUUGGUGGAAGUUAUGGGGGUUUUGGAGGCAGUAGCUUAGGAGGCUACCGAGGUGAAUCUUCCCUUGGUUAUUCUGGCCGCUUUGGACAUUAUGUUGGUGGUUUUGGCGGGGGUUAUGGUGGAAGUGGUGUUGGUGGCUAUGGUCGAGGAGGUGAUGGCUAUGGUGGUUAUGCAGGUACAGGCUAUGGUAGCGGUUAUGACUCUGGUCCUGGUGCUAGUUAUGGUGGAGCAGGUGGGCUCUACGGAAGGGGAGGCUAUGGUAGCAGUAGUCGAUACCAUCCAUAUACAAGAUAGAAUGCUGGCAUUGUGAUGCAGUUGCUUAAUCUUUGCCAUAGAAGUUCCAUAAAAGUUCCUUUAGAUCUGCAUUGUGCAUCAUUAGGCACUUUCUCACAAGUACUAGAAGUCUUCUAAUUGUCGCAUGUGGAGAAGGCUUUCAAGAUCAGAGAAGAUAUCAUGUUAGACUAUUGUUCUAUUGUGUGGUUUAGGAAAACUUCAUAUCAGUGUUUGAUUGCUCUGUUCUAGACUAUUUCAAUUUGGUUUGUUAUGUAGACUAUAGCAACAUUUUCUGGAGUUUGCUAGUUAGACAUUUUUUUUCUCGUAGUUCUGUUAUAGCUUCUUAUGUAGUUAAUGCUAAAUCUUAUUUAGUUCGGUCUAUCUUUUUUCUAGUGAUCAAUUAGAUUGCUGCAAAUGUCAACUAAUCCGGGAUCAAUGCAGUCUAGGCAAAUAAGCUAGGUUUUCAAUUCUAGAUGAUAGAAUAUUUAAGUUAUUUUAUAUUCAGUCACUUAAAAUAGGGGAAUGCUUGGAAAGUGUUAGGAACUGAUUAGGACUUGGAUGGAAUUUUUUUAUCAUGCCUGUUCCCAAUGUUCUUCUGAGGUACCUUCAGGGAGGAAGACUUUUUUGCUGGCUUUAACAUAUGUUUGUUCCUUCAUGGUGGUGGGUUGAUUACUUGUAAUUGCUCUUGUUGGAGUUGGCAAUGUAGUUUUACAAUUAUUCUUAAGUUGUUAGUUUUAGUUUUCUUGGGUGAAGUAGGGAAAAAGCAUGCUAUCCAUGGCAGCAAAAUAUGUACUGGAUGAUGCUGCGAGCUCGUUGGACUAUAUCUUCCCUUUUUUUUUUUUUUAAUGUCAUAUUUUGUACCCUGGACAUCCGAUAAAUAUUGAAAU
Molecule: messenger RNA, 2089 nt
Organism: Durio zibethinus
Lineage: Eukaryota; Viridiplantae; Streptophyta; Magnoliopsida; Malvales; Malvaceae
Product: heterogeneous nuclear ribonucleoprotein 1-like
Biological process (GO): regulation of gene expression
Cellular component (GO): nucleoplasm; chromatin
Molecular function (GO): RNA binding
Source: RefSeq, a predicted model, not a curated record